Messenger RNA from Homalodisca vitripennis (glassy-winged sharpshooter), 1358 nucleotides. RefSeq lists its product as uncharacterized. The transcript has 3 exons. Lineage: Eukaryota; Metazoa; Arthropoda; Insecta; Hemiptera; Cicadellidae. The record is from RefSeq and is a predicted model, not a curated record. The coding region runs from base 169 to 1023 and encodes 284 amino acids.
AUGAGCGCGUCGCUUUUGUUUACAUAGGAGCUUUCUCCUCUGACGGAAGGCGGAGGUACGCCAAGAAUAAAAAGGAAGAUCGGAAGAUUAAGCAUCACACUUAAGGUUCGGGUAUUGCAGUGAACGUGUGUAGCGUAGACAGUGCGGUGACAGUACAGUUGGUGCAGGAUGAAUCCCAGUAUGUUGUUGUUGAUCUUGGUCCCCCUAGUGAGUGCGGCGGUCGUCGACUUCAGGCCUGAAGAGAAUGAAGUGAUCGGAAGAAGUGCUGACUCUAGUGGCGGCUGGAAGCUGGUCUCCAAAGUGAUGUCUGACUGCGGAUCCGAGGAUGUAAGCGAGGUCAUGAACUGCCUCGGAGUCAAGGCCGUUGCUGUCCUCGACCGUGCCGCGAGGAUGGGCAACAUCGAGGUCUACUCAGGAGUCACCCUCAGCAAGAACACCGAAGUCCCCGAGGACGGCAGGAAUGGACGGGCUCUCCUCACUGAGACUGAGAUCACCCAGAGUCUCCCCCAGGAUCCUACUGCGAGGACCGCCCGUGUCAUGGACCUUCUGUAUGACGCUACUGUCAGGUUCCUGCAAUCUCACACCCUCCAGUUCAAGCUGCCACAAGGUGCCCCCGAGUCCUUCUCACGUGCUCUGGAAGAAGGCCGUGGCAAGCUGAAGAAGAAGCUGUUCCCCAUCAUCGCCCUGGUUGGUCUGAAGCUGUUCGCCGUCAUCCCAAUCAUCCUGGGAGUCAUCGGCUUGGUCGCCGCUAAGGCCCUCAUCGUCGGUAAACUGGCCCUCAUUAUCUCCGGAAUCAUCGCUCUCCAGAAGUUCUUGGGACAGGGUGGUACUUCCGGUUUCAGCUACUACGGAAAGAACCCCUUGGGUGGCAGUGACUGGUCUUCUGGAGGAUCAUCUGCCGGCUGGAGCACAAGUGGAAGUGCAGGCUCUGGAGGCUACACCUACAGGAGAAGUCUGGAGGACGAGGCUCAGAAGUUGGCGUACAGCGCACACGUCCCUGAGGACGAGACCAAUGCCCAGUGACCACUGUGACCACUCCUCAUCGGUGCCAAAUAACUCGACAAGCGCUCGGUCUUAGUUACCUCUUCUACGAACGAAUCUUUUUUCUUCCAUUCCUUGCUUAGGAAGAACUUCAAAGGAAUUAUUUAUCAGAUUAAGUAGCAUCUUUAGUUAAUCUAUUGUAUAUAGACUCUACACCUCCCAUAGUAUAACGCUUCGUGUUCUGUAGUGUAGUCUUUGUCGAUGGUACAAUGAGCGACCGAUGGAUUUGUAAAACUCUAAGAGUUGUUGUAAUUUUGUUAUUUAAUUUCUAGUUUUUAAGUCAUAUUUAUUGUUUUUUUCUAUUUAAAUAAAACAUG